AUGAAUGACCAACAAGACAAACAAUCGAUUUUCAAUGACAGUUCACAGUCUAGUUCUGAUAACGAAGGAACAAAAGAUUUUAAAACAUGUGCCGUUUGGGCUGAAGGAUAUAUUGAAUGGUGGGAUCACGAAAAAAACAGAUGGAAGAGAAGUGGAGAGACUUCAUGGGAUGGAUAUGAAGUAGCUUGCUUAAAAAGUCUCAAGCAUUUUACGAAAGAAUUUUUUCAAGAGAUCAAGAAUCAACUCAAGUUCAGAAAAAGCAACAAUGCAAUUGAGAUCUAUGGUAUCACGAAAAAUGAGAAUGAAAUCAGAGGCCCGGUUCCCGACCUUCUUUUGGAUUUGAUACACAGAUGUUUGGAUAAAAAUCUCGAGAGUCGCCCAUCCUCGAGUAAACUGGCGAAAACUCUACAACGUUACUAUGUUGAUGUAAAUCUUGAAAAUGUGGAAUCGGAGAUAUAUAGACAAGUCAUAUCUAUUGAGGAAGAUACUGCGCGUUCACAACAAGAUCAUUCGAUCGAUUUUUCACAACUUAAUUCUGAUACCCACUCUACAGCUGUAUAUACAAGUCGUCUUUUGCUUGAAUCCAAACAAAUGGAACUUCAUAUUACAGAUACUAUUUCUUUUACGAGUGAAUAG
This is a messenger RNA of Acaulospora morrowiae, 636 nucleotides long. NCBI's taxonomy places the organism in Eukaryota, Fungi, Glomeromycota, Glomeromycetes, Diversisporales, Acaulosporaceae. The record is from the annotation of a GenBank genome assembly.